This is a messenger RNA of Colletotrichum higginsianum IMI 349063, 1152 nucleotides long. RefSeq lists its product as uncharacterized. Lineage: Eukaryota; Fungi; Ascomycota; Sordariomycetes; Glomerellales; Glomerellaceae. The record is from RefSeq and is a predicted model, not a curated record. The transcript has a single exon. Bases 1 to 1152 code for a protein of 383 amino acids.
AUGGAUGGUCAGAAGACCUCGUCAACUGGCCAAGGAGGCGGCAACAAACCGCCUCGCCACAAGCACGUCGGAUCAUCCUCCUCACUCGGCUCGCUAUACGAAGUUCUGGCCGACCUCGACGACACCCAACUGCAGUAUCUCAUCCAGGAGAUGAACCACACCGGCCAUCGCAACGUGCCUGUGUCCCAGGCAGUGUCGGCGUUGGAGGCGCAAGCUCCCACCAACUCCUUGGUCUUCACAGGCCCGGUUCCGCCAGCCUCUGUGCAAUCCAUGCAAGCACCGCAGCGGCGGCUCUCCAAGUCGCAGCAAGGGAAACUCCGCCUGCAGACUGCUUUUCGGAGAGUGCCCUCUCUGAGACUACAAGAGAGAGGACACGAUAGCCCAGGAGGAGGCCAGGUCGACCCGGAUCUGGGCGCGGACGCGGACACGGAUGUCAAGGGCAGGCCCGGAAACGACCGAAGUCUUCGUUCUCAUCCUCCUCUUCCUCCUUCUCCUCCUUCGGAGCAGCACCACGACUCGGUUGGGAAGCCUGGCAGCUGGGGCCCGAUCUACCAUGACAACGCCGAAGAACCUCCAAGAAGCAAUCGGGGCCAACGGCAGCCGAUAGAGAAGGCCAUCGACGCAGGUAGUGUGCGGCCAUCCAGCGAGAGGAACAGAAGGGAAAGCCCCGCAUACAGACGCAUCCCUCGACCAGACUUCAACCUUCCAGCAGGUGUCACCGUCGUGGACCUGCUACAACUCCUUGAAGUCGAGUACCAAUCCUCCAACUCGCCACCCUCAUCCCCCCCCAGCUCAUCCUCUUCCCCGUCGUCCUGCGCGUUCCACCUCCCGAAGCGCCGAUUGCCCGCCGCAGAUCCCAGACACCCGAACCAGACGCCCAACUGGCCCGAGUCGCGGCCCCUGCGAAGGCACACUUCCCGGUUGGAUAUGGCACUCGACGUGGAACGGGGAGCUUCCGGCGCAAUGGAGAUCGGGAUGAGCAUGCUGGAGCCGCGACAGUUGAGGUCGGUUUCGCUCGGGGCACCAGGCCGAAUCGAUUCGGCAGCUAACAUGUCGCUGGAUCCGUUUGAGCGUCACUACAAGGGCGAAUCGCCAUCGCUCGCACCGCCCGUGGUGUAUGAGGGAAUCUUUGACGUUCUCGAGAACCGAUGA